Molecule: messenger RNA, 970 nt
Organism: Grammomys surdaster
Lineage: Eukaryota; Metazoa; Chordata; Mammalia; Rodentia; Muridae
Gene: Lyzl4
Product: lysozyme like 4
Exons: 5
Coding region: 352-789 (145 amino acids)
Biological process (GO): fusion of sperm to egg plasma membrane involved in single fertilization
Cellular component (GO): acrosomal vesicle; sperm flagellum
Molecular function (GO): lysozyme activity
Source: RefSeq, a predicted model, not a curated record
GGUCUUCCCGGAGUCCCCAGGAGCUAGGACCAGGGUGCCAGUGUCCGGCGCUGCGUCUCCAAGAUCGGGCGGGCCGGUAGCGGGUGAUCUGAGGCUGCUCUCCGGCCGACGCUUGUCUUUAGGGCUCGGAUUAUUCGGUGCUAGCGUGGGGCGCGGGGUUACCGACUCGGACGGAGCCCUUUGCGUGCGACUUCUUAGGGAGCCGGUGCGGAUGGCUUUCCGAGAGCUCGAGUGGUCACGUGCCUCUCUUUUCCCUGGAAAGUCCUGUGUCCCUAUGACCUUGGAAGGAGCUGCCUGAGACUCUCCGUUCAGCUAGCAUCCGCAGCCCUGAGCCACCAAAGCCUGGAGAAGAUGCAGCUGUACCUGGUGCUUCUCCUCAUCAGCUACUUGCUGACUCCGAUCGGUGCUUCCAUCUUGGGGCGCUGCACAGUGGCUAAGAGACUCUAUGACGGGGGCUUGCAUUACUUCGAGGGUUACAGCCUUGAAAACUGGGUGUGCCUGGCUUAUUUUGAGAGCAAGUUCAACCCCUCAGCUGUCUAUGAGAACUCACAAGAUGGCUCCACCGGCUUCGGCCUCUUUCAGAUUCGUGACAGUGAAUGGUGUGACCAUGGCAAGAACCUCUGCAGCGUGUCCUGCACUGCUUUACUGAAUCCAAACUUAAAGGAGACGAUCGAAUGCGCCAAGAAAAUCGUGAAAGGAAAACAGGGGAUGGGAGCAUGGCCCGUCUGGUCAAAGAACUGCCAGCUGUCUGACAUUCUGGAUCGGUGGCUGGAUGGCUGUGAUCUGUAGGCACCUGAGUGGCCCUGCCUCACUUGCCAGCCGAGUCUCGGGACUGAGGAUGCUUUUCUGUUUGCUGCUUCAAUCCAUCCAGUUACCUCACCGCUGACAGCUCCAGAUGGAAAAGGAUGACAGUCCUCACUUCAUCCAGGGGUUCAAGGUGCAGAAUAAACCAGCUAAUUACUCAGCCUGG